UCUGUAAAGUGUCUCUCGGGGGGCGCGGAGCGGGGGAAGAAACACCGGCAGGCAGCAGCCGUUCUGGGUCGCUUUGGGUUUCCUUUCCUCUCUCUCCCCUUCUGGAUGAGUCCAGAAUUGAUUCUGGAUCGUUGCUGUGGGAAAAGGCUUGUUCGCCUCCCGCCGCCGCUUGAGAACUCUUCCCCGCUCUAAUUAGGCGGUAGGUAGGCAUUGCCUCCUCAGAGCUCAGCCGGAUCCUCCGCAUCUUUUGCCGCUGGCCCAAGAUUUUCCAUCCCGUCUCCUUCCAAGGCGGAGAAGAAAUGAUCUCACUCGGCCCGUGGAAUGGAGACAGCUGGCACGCGUGAAAACCUGAAGGCACCGCGGGACUCGCAUCCCGGAGCCUAAGCCCUGCGAGCGUUCUCGGUCGCCUUUGCGAGCCGCGCGGGACUCGGCAGCGGCGGCGGAGGUGCCUCGGAGGAGGCAAGUUUUCCCCUAUGGCUGGGCUAUACAGCUCGCCUUUGAAGACCCUGGAAGAUCUAACCUUGGACUCCGGGUAUGGGGCAGGGGACUCCUGCAGGUCCCUCAGCCUCUCGUCCUGCAAGUCCAACAGCCAAGCCUUGGCCUCGUCUCAACCCCGGGGCAACUGGUGGUACUAUUCGGGCUCCAUAAACAGCCGCAACAACAGCUGGGACACCGUCAACACUGUCUUGCCGGAGGAUCCCGAAGUCGCCGAUAUUUUCGCCAAAUGCGCCAAGCUGCCCGACCUGGAGGAAUUCCCUUGGAGCGAAGAAGACGUGGAGAAGAUCCUGCGGAAGGGGAAGGAGGCGACCCAGGGGGGAGGCUUCAGCCCAGAAGCUGCGAGGAGGCUGUCGAUGCUCCUCCGGAGGCCGCUGAUCCGGAUCUCCCGGGAGGCGCAACGCCUGAGCGUGAUGCACGCCAAGUGCACCCGCUUCGAGAUCCAGAGCGCCAUCAAGCUGAUCCAGAGCUGGUCCCUGGCGGAAAGUUGCGUCCUGGCCACCGUCAAGGCUCUUUCGCUGUACAGCAUGAGCGCCGGGGACGGCUUGAGGAAAGGCAAAUCGGCCCGCUGUGGCCUCACCUUCUCCGUCGGGCGCUUCUUCAGGUGGAUGGUAGACACUCGGAUCUCGGUUCGGAUCCACGAGUACGCGGCCAUCGCUCUGGCCUCUUGCAUGGAGAACCUGGUGGAGGAGAUCAAGGGCCGGGUCCUGGCCAGCCAAAACCCAGACGGAGACGGGGCGGGAAGUGAGGUCUCCUCCGAGGUCCUCGAGGCGGUGAUCAACAACGACGCGGAGCUUUGGGGCGUCCUGCAGCCUUACGAGCAUCUCAUCUGUGGGAAGAACGCCAACGGUGUGCUUUCUCUGCCUGCCUACUUCAGUCCUUACAACGAUGGAUCGAUAUGCAGCAAUGGAAGAGCUGAUGCUUAUGCCCAGCUAGAACUUCGGACUCUAGAACAAUCUCUCCUGGCAACUUGCGUUGGAAGCAUCUCUGAAUUGAGUGAUUUGGUAUCACGAGCAAUGCACCACAUGCAGUGUUUGACUACCCUUCGUCCUGGCAUGAGCCCUGUUCGGCAAACGAGGCAACAGCAACCACCCAUCACCUGGUCCCCCGACGCCCUCCAUACCCUUUACUACUUUCUACGCUGCCCUCAGAUGGAAUCCAUGGAGAACCCCAACCUGGAUCCACCAAGGAUGGCCUUGAGUAAUGAACGGCCAUUCAUGCUUUUGCCCCCUCUGAUGGAAUGGAUGCGAGUAGCUAUAACCUAUGCUGAGCACCGGCGCAGUUUAACUGUACACAGUGAUGAUAUACGACAGACAGCGAGGCUGCUGUUACCUGGAUUGGACUGUGAACCUCGACAAUUGAAGCCAGAAUGCUGCUUUAGUUCCUUCCGACGAAAUGGAUGCAAAGGCUGCUACUGAAAAUUCCAGCAGGAUCUGGGGUUUCGAAUGUUGAACUGUGGAAGGACUGAUCUGAUUAACCAAGCUAUAGAAGCCUUAGGACCCGAAGGAGUUAAUACAAUGGAUGAUCAGGGUAUGACUCCCCUCAUGUAUGCCUGUACUGCUGGGGAUGAAGCCAUGGUGCAGAUGCUGAUUGAUGCUGGAGCAAAUCUGGAUAUACCGGUUCCUGGAAGGUUCAUCUCGAUACCAUCAGUUCAUCCUGAUAGCCGACACUGGACUGCGCUCACUUUUUCUGUAUUAAAUGGCCAUAUCUCAGUCGUCCAGCUGCUGCUGGAUGCAGGGGCCCAUGUUGAAGGUUCUGCUGUCAACAGUGGAGAAGACAACUAUGCUGAGACACCACUUCAACUGGCCUCAGCAGCAGGCAACUAUGAGCUGGUCAGUUUGCUACUGAGCCGAGGAGCUGAUCCCCUUCUGAGUAUGCUGGAGGCCAAUGGGAUCUCCUCAUCACUUCAUGAAGACAUGAACUGUUUCAGCCAUGCUGCUGCUCAUGGACACAGAAAUGUUCUGCGCAAGCUGUUGACCCAACCACAGCAGUCAAAGGGAGAUGUUCUCUCCCUGGAAGAGAUUUUAGCAGAGGGUGUGGAAAGUGAUACUUCCAGCCAAGGAAGUUCUAAUGAGGGCCAAGUUAAGUUAUGCAAAACCAGAAUGAAAGCAUUACAGGAGGCCAUGUAUUACAGUGCCGAGCAUGGCUAUGUCGAUAUCACAAUGGAACUGAGAGUACUUGGAAUCCCAUGGAAGCUGCAUGUAUGGAUUGAGUCACUACGAACAACUUUUUAUCAGUCUCGUUAUUCAGUGGUACAGAAUCUCCUACGGGAAUUUGUCACCAUUAAAGAAGAAGAAUACAAUGAAGAGUUAGUGAAUGAAGGACUGAAACUAAUGUUUGAAAUUCUCAGAACCAGCAAAAAUGACUCAAUCAGCCAGCAUCUCGCAGCUAUCUUUACUCACUGCUAUGGAAGCAGCCCCAUCCCCAGUAUUCCUGAAAUCAGAAAGACACUGCCAGCCCGCCUAGAUCCUCACUUUCUAAAUAACAAAGAUAUGUCUGAUGUGACGUUUCAAGUGGAAGGAAAACUGUUCUAUGCUCAUAAAGUUCUCUUGGUUACUGCUUCAAAUAGAUUUAAGACACUGAUGACCAAUAAAACAGGGCAAGACAGCCAAGGCAGUAAGAUUGUGGAAAUUAGUGACAUGAGAUAUAAUAUCUUCAAGAUGCUGAUGCAGUAUUUAUAUUAUGGAGGAAUGGAAGCCAUGGAAAUCCCCAUAGCUGAUAUCCUAGAGUUGCUCUCAGCUGCAAGUUUAUUCCAGUUGGACGGCCUCCAGCGCCACUGCGAGAUACUGUGUGCUCAGACCAUCAAUACUGAAAGUUGUGUUCACAUCUAUAAAUAUGCCAAGAUCCAUAAUGCCCCAGAACUGGCCUCUUUUUGCGAAGGCUUUUUUCUCAAGCAUAUGAACUCCCUGGUGCAGCAGGAAUCGUUCAGGCAGCUCAUCUAUGGCAGGAACAGUAGGGUUCAGGGCCUGGAUCCCCUCCAGGAUUUGCAGUCCACUUUGGCCAGAAGACUUCAUUCCGUUUAUGUAACUUCAAGAGUGUAAUUGCUAAGAUCCGCGGCCCUGCUGUUAAGGAAAGCCCCUGCUCAUUGAACUGCACUGAAAUGGGCCCAUCGUGGCUGCUUCAUCCGGCAGCCCAUCGUGGCUGCUUCAUCCGGCUUCUGAAGACAGUGCCUCUUCCACCACCUCAGCAAACUUAUCCAAAACGCAAGAAAAAUAACUCACAUGCCAGAAUGGUUUUAGCUGAAAACGGAUGAGCAGAAUCUGAGGUGGGAUGCUGCUAUUCUGCUAGGUACGCAUCAGAAAGGAGAACUCAGGGGGAAAUUCACUUCUAAGCAUCCAGAAGUUCACUUAGAAGAAUGCACAAACUAUAGUUGGCAUUUAGCCAGAGGACAGACUGUUUAAAAAAAUGGCUAUGAAUGUAGAAAUUCCAAUUUCUCUCAACUUUGGCUACUCAAACUGUUUAAUAUUGGGCUAACUGAUUCCACCAGAGUGCCAUGCUGCAAACAGAUCCGGCUUUUUGCUUUUUCCAUUCAGACGUGCAGGUUCAGUAGGGGCUAAAGGUAAAAAAAAAAAAAGAAGCAGCUAGUUUUGAAGAUACAAUAAUAUGCUACCUAACAGAUUCUAGGUUAUUUUGGCCUCGUUUUUUAACUAGCUCUGGCUGUCCAUUUUUGUAUUUAAAGAAACAUAACCUGGUGUCCCUAAUACAGUGUUUCUCAACCUUGGCAACUUGAAGA
This is a messenger RNA of Thamnophis elegans (Western terrestrial garter snake), 4228 nucleotides long. It is a transcript of the gene ABTB2, whose product is annotated as ankyrin repeat and BTB domain containing 2. The record is from RefSeq and is a predicted model, not a curated record. Lineage: Eukaryota; Metazoa; Chordata; Lepidosauria; Squamata; Natricidae. The transcript has 17 exons. Gene Ontology annotation, molecular function: protein heterodimerization activity.